This is a messenger RNA of Periophthalmus magnuspinnatus, 478 nucleotides long. RefSeq names its product translation machinery associated 7 homolog (gene tma7). Bases 99 to 293 code for a protein of 64 amino acids. The transcript has 4 exons. The record is from RefSeq and is a predicted model, not a curated record. Lineage: Eukaryota; Metazoa; Chordata; Actinopteri; Gobiiformes; Gobiidae.
CCUGACGGCGCGGGUUGAGAAGCGUUACACCGGUGGUUGUCGUGUUGUUGGAAAUUCGCCUUAUUUUUCUCUCAAAACUAAACUAAAUUAAUACAAACAUGUCCGGAAGGGAAGGUGGUAAAAAGAAGCCUCUCAAGGCCCCAAAGAAAACGACGAAAGAUAUGGAUGAAGAUGAACUGGCGUUCAAACAGAAGCAGAAAGAGGAGCAGAAGGCGAUGGAGGCAAUGAAGGCCAAAGCUUCAGGGAAAGGACCUUUGAGUGCCGGUGGCAUUAAGAAAUCGGGAAAGAAGUGAACUCCGUGGAUUUUUUUUUCUCAUUGUGUAACUUGUCCUCCUCAUCUUGAACCUGACCCCUGACUGGCCCCUAACGAAGCAAGAAGUGUGACCAAACACUGCAAAUUACGAACAUUACAUCAUUUAGUUGAUUUCUGGUGUAGUUUUAUUGUAAAGAGAAUGAAAUAAUAAAGAUUUUUUUGUAA